CACCCCUCAGCGUAGGCUGUUGCCAUGUUCCCACUUUCAUGGGUGUGGUGAUUAGCUUGGUUGGUGAAAAUUUUUCUUUUAGUCAAAUCUGACCCGAGUCGCGCUGGAUCCCGAGCGUUCAACCGGUGGAACCGAGUUAAAAUGAGCGCGGCUGCCUCCGGGCUUCGUCUCACAGCUGGGACCAUGGCUGCCGUGUGAGAACUGGACCGGUUUGUGAGGACGGACAGAGCCCGAGAGAAGCAGCCUGUUUCAGGUGUCAACUGGUAAAAACGCGUGAGUGUGUGGGUGCGUGUGUGCGUGCACGCGUGUAGGCACGUGUGUUUUCCCAGGCCAGUCGGUAUUUGGAGCAGAGUCUGACGUGACCACACCACAGAGGGACAAUGAGUGAGCUGGAACAGUUGCGGCAGGAAGCCGAGCAACUACGCAAUCAGAUCCGGGAUGCCAGGAAAGCCUGCAGCGACUCUACUCUGUCACAGAUCACAGCUGGUCUGGACUCAGUGGGCCGGAUACAGAUGCGGACGCGACGCACUCUCAGGGGCCACCUGGCCAAGAUCUAUGCAAUGCACUGGGGAAGCGACUCCAGGUUACUUGUCAGUGCCUCGCAGGAUGGAAAGCUUAUCAUCUGGGACAGCUACACAACAAAUAAGAUGCAUGCCAUCCCUCUGCGUUCCUCCUGGGUGAUGACAUGCGCCUACGCCCCCUCCGGGAACUAUGUGGCCUGUGGAGGCCUGGACAACAUCUGCUCUAUAUACAGCCUGAAGACCCGUGAAGGCAAUGUGCGCGUUACCCGAGAGCUACCUGGACACACAGGUUAUUUGUCCUGCUGUCGUUUCUUGGAUGACAACCAGAUACUGACCAGCUCUGGAGACACCACCUGUGCAUUGUGGGACAUAGAGACAGGCCAGCAGGCCACCACCUUCACUGGCCACACAGGAGACGUAAUGAGUUUGUCUCUCAGCCCUGACUACAAGACCUUUGUGUCAGGAGCCUGUGAUGCCACCUCCAAGCUGUGGGACAUCCGUGAUGGAAUGUGCAGGCAGUCCUUCACCGGCCAUGUGUCCGACAUCAACGCUGUCACCUUUUUCCCCAAUGGAAACGCCUUUGGCACAGGCUCAGAUGACGCCACCUGCAGGCUGUUUGACCUGCGUGCCGACCAGGAGCUGAUGACGUACAGCCAUGACAACAUCAUCUGCGGCAUCACCUCUGUGGCUUUCUCCAAGAGCGGCCGUCUGCUCCUGGCCGGCUACGAUGACUUCAACUGCAAUGUCUGGGACACUCUGAAAGGCGAGCGUGCAGGUGUGUUGGCGGGCCACGACAACAGAGUGAGCUGUUUAGGGGUGACAGAAGACGGCAUGGCUGUAGCCACCGGCUCCUGGGACAGUUUCCUCCGGAUCUGGAACUAAAACAAACCUCCUCCCCCGCCACACCCAAUCACUGCCUGCCAACCUCCACCUUGCAAACCCCCCACCCAAGAUAUCCCCCAACUCAUCUGCUGGGCUGGACCUGAGGGGUGCACACUGUCAGCCAAAAUCCUCUUCAUUCCCCCCCAGUUCUUGUCUCUCCUGCUCACCUGAGAGAAAGUACUGACUCUUUCUACCUUUCCAAGUGAUUUUCUUUUUUGCCCAACUACACACACAAAAAUAAGAACCGUCCAGUAGAGUUGUCCAAUCAAAACUAAAGUAAAAGUUAUGAAAAACUGAAGGAGAAAAAGUAGAAGAUUUCGUCCUUCUAGAGAGGGCGUCUGUUACAAUGACUAACAACAAAUGCGAUGACUGUCGGUGUGUAAUAUGUAAAUGUAUAUAUAAAGACAGUAUAUAUGUAUAGCAUUAUGUGUGUAUAUAUGCAUCAUAUAUGCAUAUAUAAUGUGUAUGUAUAUAUUUUUGUAGUUUAUUUCCCACCCUUGAGUUUUUUUUUUUUUAAUAUAAUUUUGGGGGUUUUAUGUUUUAUUUCAAAUGCACUUAUUGACAUUACUACACAUCCAAAUGCCAGAAACAUUUAUUUUUGCCCCAUUUGACUGUCAGACAAGUUCGACAUAGCAACGGAUCAUAAGUUGACCCAAAAAGUUUCCUUUAAAUUUUCUGAAUCUUCUGGCAUUUGCCGUCAGUUAAGCUCACUCAUCAAGCAGCAAAACAAAAAGCUAAUGACAAGCAAACAGAACAAUUUUCAGAAAAAUAUAAUUUGGCUUUGCUCAACUCGCUUUCCUCAUUUAUAUGUGUGUUAUGGUCACAGGCAGUGGGCAUAACUUGUGCAUCCUGCAGCUCUAAAUGUUGCUUCCUGUGAAUGAUUUGGUGUGAUGGCAUUCUUUUCUUUCUGUUUGUUUUUUGACAACACGACCCUGAGCAUUCCUCACCACAGACUUUUAUUUUGGAAGGAAACUGUCACACUGCUGUGGUUGUGAUUUUAGAGACAGAACUUAAAACCAACAAGCUUUGUUUUUAAGUUUUUAGUUUGAAUUCAGCUUUAGCUCCAAACUAGAAACCAGUGAAUUUUAGGCUAAAAUAAGAAAGUGUUAUUCUAUUGGAAGCCCUGUUUUGGCCUCGACCUGAGAGGAUUGUGAUUCCAAAUCAUCAGAUGCUGAAUAUCUGAAGACGACAGCCAUUCCAUGCAAACGGCUGUGAAAUGAUCAAUAACCCAGUAAUGCUCCUAAACAUCAUUUGCAUCUGAAUAGUCGUGUCUCUUGUAGCCUUCUGAAUCUACACUUAUUUUAUAAUUUGGCAUGAACAUCUCAAGUCGCCCAUACAAAUGACACUGCGAGACAUGUUCUCCCUGAGCAGAAGCUGCUCUCUACUACUCUACAGAAACGGAGACUGCUCAGUCACCAUGGGAGGACUAUUAAAGGACAGCAGUGACUCUUGUCAGAGGCCUCUGAGUACGAGAGAAAAGAAGAAGAGUGAGAAACGUGUCUGUCAGUGCUCACCACGUCCUUUUCUUUUUCUUUCCUAAAUGAAGGAUCAAUGUGUCCUUUUUGUUGUUAACAAGGUGUGAACUGAGUGACUGCAUGGGACUGAAAUCAUGUUAGCCACUCCAAAAACACAUCAGUGCCACCACAAGCCUGUAAAAAAAAAAAAAAAAGAAAAACAAACAAAAAAAUUGAAGGGUUUAACACUCAGCAAUUUCUUUUUCAUCACCAAAAACAUGUUAUGAACUGUUAGAUAUUGCUAGUGAAGAGAGUACACUUGGUAGACAGAAAUGUACAUUUAGUAGAGAGCUAGAGAUGCACUCACAAACUGUAGUACAAACGUAUACCAUGGAGCACGUGACUUAUUUACCCAUAGAUAUAGUAGUUCUGAUUUUUGAGUAUUUGCUCAUCAGGCAUCUUCCAUUAUUUUGGUUAUUCUAAUCUAAAUGCUUCAUUUUUUAAUAGAUUAAAACAAAUAAUGUGCGUGAGUUGGACCUAUCCAUCAGCUGUCUCAGGUGCCUAUCUCUGAAUAUUAACAAUUGACCCACAUGCGCUGGAUAAAGACGGGGCUUGUGCUCCUUUUGAGAUGUGGCAAUUUAGUGUCUCCAUCCUGCCUUACGAUACCAUUCAUAAAAGAAGGUAAUAAGUGCAUCGACAACUGUAAUGUUCUCCUCUUACUAUUCCUUUUUACACACUGAUCAACAAGAUGAUUGCUAUUUCUUUUUCUGAUAGAAGCACAUUCUGAUACUAGUGAACACUAAACGCAUGCUUACAGUAAACCACAUGCAGCGCCAUACUGCUUCUUAGAGCAAGAGUUUUGCAUCACUUUUUAUACAAUUCUGUUUUCUACUACUACUGUGCAGUUUGUAGUAUUCAUCAGCUGUCAAUGAAACCCCUAUUUGGCGAACCAUGUUUUUUUUUUUUCUUAAGUUUUAGCUGCUUCUACCCAGCUUUGCAUUAAAGGAAUCCAUUUGGAGAGAAUUUAAAAAUAACAGUUCUAGUUUUAAGCCUGAGAAUAUCUUCGAGGUGUGUAGGAUGAGAUAUGUAUCGCAUAUCAGUGCUGAGGUGUGUGCGUGUGGGGGCGGGAGGGAAGGGAACGGGGUCGAUUUGCUGAUGUAUGUGGAUAACAUAUAGAUCUAAGUGUUACUUCCUCAUUUUGUGCCAAUGUUAUCCACAGACCCUGAGCUGUGAACUAGUCAAUGUGACAAAAAAAGACAAAAAAAACAGAACAUGUUUGCUCACUUUACUCAAGUGCCAGUCUUCUCCAUAUCCACCAAUUAAAAAUCACACAUCUGAUUUUCUAAUGGUCUAUGAUCAAAGAGUUGGACUGCUUAUAUCUGAAGAUGGCUUUUUGUAUCCCGAAAUGUUAUUGAGUUGCUUCUCAGACUCCAGUUUCUAUUUCAGUCAGUGGACAUCAGAUGUUCAUGUGUUCUCAGACGAGGUGACACAAUGACGGACUGACAGUAUUUAAAGGGAUAGUUUGACGCUUUGGGAAAUGCCUCAUCAAAACUGGCUGCUUGACGAGAUCCUGACCAGUCUCGCAUAGUUUUAUAAAUGUUAGAACUCGAGACCAGCUUUUGGCCUAUACGUUUACCAUUUCACAAACGGCUUCUCCUGUUGGCAGAGUACUCAUGUACGUACGUUAGCUGAAUUGAUAUUUGAUAUAAAGAAAACUGUGAUUAUUCUUAAGCAAUUUCUGAAGCAUCUUUUUUCUUUCAGUGCAUUAAUGAACAUUUAUUUGGGAUAGACAUCGGAGAUAAUUGUAUCUAUAUAAAGUUUAAAUUACACAAAGUCUAAAAAUUUGUUCAUAUUUGUUUCUUCCUGCCAAUUUAGCCUCACUUUUUAUUGAUAGAAAACACAGCCCAAAAAUAAAUAGAAUACAUUUUUUACUAACAAGAGUUAUGUAUGCUUACAAUUAUUGAAUUGUGGAGCUUGUGGGCACUUUUAAGAGCAAAAUUACUUUGUCUUCAGUAUCUAGUCUUUGUGGUAAACGGAGCUAAGCUAGUCAGUAGCAUGGUUCACAGGAAAACAUAACUCCCCUCUCUUAUCAAUGCCAGAAAGUGAAUCUCCCAUUGUGUUGAACUAUUCCUCUAAAGUCUCUGUAGUUUGACUUUCAGAUUCCGUCAUUAACUGUGUGAACUUAAAAAAAACUCACCAUAGCCCUUACCAGGUAAACAAAGGGGUCGUCUGCUUACGGACAGUGAUAUUCAGCCAUGUCCUCGCUGUGUGUGAGUGUGUGUGUGUGUGUGUAUUUCAGCAGUAUUAGCAGCUGGAACCUGGGGUAGUAAGAUAACACUUUGUGCCUGUGCAGUUCACUCAUCCUAAGCAGUGCAGUAGACUCAUUCAUUAAAAAAGAGGUGCUUGGCUUCAUUUACUUUCACACAAGUGUUAUAUUGACCUGGUUCAGACCCAUGACCCCUCCACUGAUCUGGAGCUGUCUGACGUUGCAACAUGUAUCAACACUUCAAUGCAUUUAAGGUCUGAAGCACCACAACCUGAAUCUGUGACUUGUUUUAAUCCUCGUAACUUUAAACGUGUCUGGCUGUAGUGUUUUAGGUGAUUUUUAGCGAGUCGCCCACAGUGCCAACGUUUAACGUGAAAGAUGAGAUGUGAAGUUGUCUUUGCUGCACAGGUUCAGGCAGUAUUUUUAAAGACUAUUUACAGCACAUUUAACAGCUGAAUAUGAAAAAAAAAUAGUUUUAAGUUUUACUGCAUAAAUUGUCAAUAUUGUAGGAAAGAAAUCUUUCGGCACCUCACCACUUGAAUUGGUUGCAUCACAUAACCACAGCACCAUCACAUAAAUAAUGCACUGCCCUUUGACUCUACAACCCACUGUUAAGACUUUUUCUUGUUUUCUUUUAAUUUAUUGUUUCAUGUUUUAAGCCAGUAAAGACCAGGGACUUGGUGCCAUGAUAAUUCUCUUACAGUGCUAUUGUGUGAAAUUAUAAUCACUUGUUAUGGAAUAAUUUUUAUAGUCUUUUUCACACCAGACCUUUUUUUUGUAUUUGUACAGUGGCUUGGUUAUACUGAUAUGUUGCCAUGAGUUAUUGUAACCAAUAAAAAAAGCUUUUAACCAAGA
Paralichthys olivaceus (Japanese flounder) is the source of this 5978-nucleotide messenger RNA. Its product is annotated as guanine nucleotide-binding protein subunit beta-4. Gene Ontology annotation, cellular component: cytoplasm; heterotrimeric G-protein complex. Gene Ontology annotation, molecular function: protein binding; signaling receptor complex adaptor activity. Lineage: Eukaryota; Metazoa; Chordata; Actinopteri; Pleuronectiformes; Paralichthyidae. Gene Ontology annotation, biological process: G protein-coupled receptor signaling pathway. The record is from RefSeq and is a predicted model, not a curated record.